UGGGAAAGAGAAUGGGGGGAAUUAGAACUUAGAAGCGGAGGAUAAAGGCUACCCGUCCAUUACCAUGACCAUUACCUUUACCCAAGCUUUGGAUGAGGACGCAAUCAAUUACAACUGUAAUACAACAUUUUGACAGUUAUUUUCUUUCUCCAAUCUCUUUCUGAUCCCUAUAUAAAGCCUCCCUGGCCUCUUCCUUGGUGAAGCUUUAUAAAGCUCUGUACUCUCUCAUUACUUAUUUCUCUUCUAAACAAAGAAAGGAUCAUAUUGGCCGAGUUUCUUUGAAAGGAUCAUAUUGGCCGAGUUUCUUUUCUUUUUCCUUCUCUGGUCAUCUUUCUCCUUUUCUGGUCAGUUCUUCUGCCACCGAAAUGGACGUUGCGCAUUUCUUGUUUGGGAUUUUCGGAAACGCUACUGCUUUAUUUCUCUUCCUGGCUCCAACAAUUACAUUUCGAAGAAUCAUAAAGAGAAAAUCGACGGAGGAGUUUUCCGGCAUUCCCUACGUGAUGACCUUACUCAACUGCCUCCUCUCCGCAUGGUACGGUCUUCCCUUUGUAUCACCGAACAAUAUUCUGGUCAGCACGAUCAACGGCACAGGUGCGGCGAUAGAGUCAAUUUACGUCUUGAUCUUCAUCAUCUACGCGCCUAAGAAGGUGAAGGCGAAGAUCCUAGGGCUCUUUACCUUUGUUGUCACAGUCUUUGCUGCUAUAGCCAUUGUUUCCAUCUUUGCCCUCCAUGGCCACACCAGGAAGCUCUUCUGUGGCCUUGCAGCCACUAUCUUCUCCAUUGUAAUGUACGCCUCGCCUCUAUCCAUCAUGAGGCUGGUGAUCAUGACCAAGAGCGUGGAGUUCAUGCCCUUCUUCUUGUCUCUGUUCUGCUUCCUCUGCGGGACUUCAUGGUUCAUUUUUGGCCUUCUUGGCCACGACCCUUUCGUCGCUGUGCCAAACGGGUUCGGGUCGGCAUUGGGAACAUUACAGCUGAUACUAUAUGCGAUAUACCGGAACAACAAAGGGGAGGAGGAGGAGGAGGAGGAGGAGGAGGAGCAGCGGGGAAACCAUCGCAGACUACCACUGCUGAUGACUCUUUGGAGAUGGGAUACGGCAAAGCUCACCACCAAGAGAAACAACCUCAGCCUACAGCUCCGGCGGACGCGCGACCUGCUCAGGACGGCUGCGUUUAAAAAGGUCGUCUUAGAGAUACGUGUGUGGACACUGAUUGCCCACGUAACUUUUUCUCUGCGUACGUGAUGUCUCUUGGCCUCUACUAUCGUGGGUUGGUCCAUUUUGCCAUUCUUUAACUCUAAACUACGGAACCACCGUCUCUCUCUCUCUCUCUCUCUCUCUCUCUCUCUCUCUCUCUCUCUCUCUCUCUAAGUUCUUAUUUUGUAAUUGUGGUUUGUAUAUCACUUUAAUGUUGUUGUUGGAAACUUGAAUUUUCUGAUACACAAAGAAGUCAAUAAGGGUUCUCUA
Messenger RNA from Macadamia integrifolia, 1463 nucleotides. Its product is annotated as bidirectional sugar transporter SWEET1-like. The record is from RefSeq and is a predicted model, not a curated record. Gene Ontology annotation, molecular function: sugar transmembrane transporter activity. NCBI's taxonomy places the organism in Eukaryota, Viridiplantae, Streptophyta, Magnoliopsida, Proteales, Proteaceae. Gene Ontology annotation, biological process: carbohydrate transport. Gene Ontology annotation, cellular component: membrane.